This is a messenger RNA of Pollicipes pollicipes, 673 nucleotides long. RefSeq lists its product as uncharacterized. The record is from RefSeq and is a predicted model, not a curated record. Lineage: Eukaryota; Metazoa; Arthropoda; Thecostraca; Pollicipedomorpha; Pollicipedidae. The transcript is spliced from 2 exons. The coding region runs from base 3 to 389 and encodes 128 amino acids.
CCAUGAAAGUCCUGGUGGUCAUCUGCGUUGUCCUGGCCGUUGCGGCCGCCGGCCACCACUCGCACACCGCUGGCGAGUCGAGGAACCUGGGACAGCAGGAUGCGCUCCAAUACUGCAUGAAUUUGUUGGCCCCCUACGCCAAAUAUGCUGGUGAUUUCUUGAGAAAUAUCCCUGGCUUCACGCCGGGCGGUGACCACCAUCAAGCCUACGAUCAAAACGCCAAUUACGACGCCAGCGUCCUCUUUACUCCUGUUGUCGGCUCGUUUAGCUACUUGGACCUCCGUGGUGUGAACCGGACGAUCAAUUUCUCUGCGGACAAGUCUGGCUUCCACAUAACUGUGGACCCCCACACGGAGGUGACCACCAGCGAUGGCGGCUACCGCAAGUAGCACGCACGGCCCGGAGGGCGUGUCUUACUCCUACAGCUCUAUUCGCCCGAACCGCUUCCUUACUUUCGCCUGUUUUGGUAAGCGUUAUGUGCGCUGCUCACCUGCGAGCAAAUGCAAAGUUUGCAUCUCUGACUCGCUCCCAAACGAUCUGCUUGUGCUCAUUUGCCGUUACACCAGAGCCCACCAGUGUUUGGUGCAUUCUGUCAGCAUGAUGCCCUGGUCGGUAUUUACAGCUUACCGAGCUCGGUUGGAAAGCGUGGUAUAAAGAUCUGGAUCAUUUUUGA